Messenger RNA from Pipistrellus nathusii (Nathusius's pipistrelle), 375 nucleotides. NCBI's taxonomy places the organism in Eukaryota, Metazoa, Chordata, Mammalia, Chiroptera, Vespertilionidae. The record is from the annotation of a GenBank genome assembly.
AUGCGGUUUAAAAGACUUGUUGACAGGAUUACCAAAAGGACAGAACCACUGUGGCCUUGGGCCAUGUUCUUAGCUGUGUCACCUGACCCUUCAAUUCAGCUCACAUCUGAUUGUGCUGUGCUAUAUGAGUGUGAAAGUACUAAAGAAUACAGGAAGGGCUUCAACAGAAACACUCACUUACAGCAACUUACACUGGUGGAAAUUAUUAUGAAGACAGUAAAGAAAGAGAGUGGCAUCAGAGUCCAGAGGAGACGGGUCUUGGAUUUAUCUAAGGAGCUGCUCAUCAAGCUGUUAGGGCUGCAGACACUGCCCGCUGAGAUGACAUCCCACAGGAUGGCCGCCCCGGGUAGGAGUGAGGUGCUCCUCGGGCCAUAG